This is a messenger RNA of Musa acuminata AAA Group (dessert banana), 2452 nucleotides long. RefSeq lists its product as uncharacterized. NCBI's taxonomy places the organism in Eukaryota, Viridiplantae, Streptophyta, Magnoliopsida, Zingiberales, Musaceae. The coding region runs from base 12 to 2243 and encodes 743 amino acids. The record is from RefSeq and is a predicted model, not a curated record. The transcript has a single exon.
GAGGCGGGCAGAUGAAGAUCAUCCCCACGAAGAUCAGGAAACUAUGGAGUGCGGAAGAAAUCCGCAUCCUGGUCCUCCUCAGCCUCGGCUUGCAGAUCGUCCUCAUCUUCGUCUCCCUCUUCCGGAAGCGGUGCCAGAACAGGCUGUUGAGCUUCAUCCUCUGGACUUCCUACCUGGGCGCCGACUACGUCGCCGCCUUGGCGCUCGGCAACCUCCUCAACGACGAGACCGAGGCGAGCGAACAGAACAUCAACGGCGACCUCACCGCCUUCUGGGCUCCCUUCCUCCUCCUCCACCUCGGCGGCCCCGACACUAUCACCUCCUACUCCCGGGAGGACAACGAGCUCUGGCUGCGCCACCUGCUCGGGAUGAUUCUCGAGGUCUCAGUAGCCAUCCUGGUUUUCCUUGAGUCGCUGCCGAGCCCUCACCUGUGGAAAGUCGCCAUCGUGGUGUUCACCGCUGGAAUCCUCAAGUACGCAGAGCGGACGCUGGCGCUUCGGUCGGCCAGUAUGGACCGGCUGAGGAGAUCCAAGAUCAGCAACGCGCCUAACUACGCCAAGUUAAUGCAGGAGUAUCACUGUCGUGUUUCUUGUGGGCUGAACGCAGAUAUCUCGAUGGAUAAAGUACCACUGCCCCCGCUUCCCAAAGAAGCACUCCGUAUAUCCGAAGAGGACAUCAUAAUCGGGGCAUAUCGCUUCUUCCAGACCGUCAAGCGCCUCGCCAUGGACCUCUGGCUGGGAUUCCAGGAUCUGAUAGAUAGCCAAACCUUUUUUCUGCAGCUUGAUGCCAUCAAGGCUUUCCAGGUGGUGGAGGUGGAGCUCUCUUUACUGCACGACAUCCUCCACACCAAAGCCGUCCAUGUCCAUACCCUAAAAGGUCGCCUGGUGCCAGCCUUGUCGCUCUCCUUGGUAGUCCUCGCCUUCGUGCUCUUCCACCGAAGCGGGAGGCACAAUUUUAGCGAAGCCGACGUCAUCAUAACUUACACCCUUCUCGUUGCCGCUCUUGCGCUCGAGGCCAUUGCCGCUGUCCUGCUCGUAUUCUCGGACUGGACCGUCGUCGCGCUGCAGGAAAGCCGGAAGCUGGAGAGGUCCAUCAACGACCGCCUGAAAGAACUCAUCAGGCUUUUUAAAUUGAAUCGUUUAAUCGUCAAAAUUCUAGGUGUCACGAGGUGGUCGAAUUCCAUGAGGCAGUGCAACCUACUCUGCAUCUGCCUCAGAGAUUACAAGCAAACUACGUUCACAAGAAUAUUGCAUUUUCUCGGAUUGAAAGAACUGUGGGAUAGCUAUUGGGACGUGAAAGUUACCGACGUAGGGAAAGAUCAGAAGCGGCUCAUCUUCGAUGAACUGAAGAAAAAAACCUACAGCGCCGAGGGAUACUCCACCAAUUACAAGCGAUUGCGAUCCUGCAAAGGCGAAUGGGUUCUUCAGGAAAAGGGCCACAUGGAACUCGCCUGGAGCGUGAAGAAGGAAUUCGACGAGAGUGCCCUGUUGUGGCACAUCGCCACGUCUAUUUGCUACCAGAAGGAGAAGAACGGUGCCAAGGCCGAUAAGUUAACCACUGAUCUUCGUACGAAUGUGAAGAUGGAUGAUACAGUGGAAGGUAACAAAGAUUUGGAAGUGAAUCAAUCUUCUUCCGACAAAGGCAAGGAAACGAAUUGUUGUCAUCGUAAGAUGAGUAAAGAAAUAUCCGAUUACUUGAUGUAUCUUGUGGUUUUUCAACCAUCCCUGCUGCCUGCCGGGAUUGGGAAGAUCAGGUUCCAAGACACCUGUGCCGAGGCCAAAAGGUUUUUCACAGACAAUGCCAGAGAAAUUGAAUCGGAGGACCAGUACAAAGAAGCUUCAUUACUCAAGGUGAUCAAAGAACUUGUCAAGCCAAAAAGGGAGGAUCUGCCUCCGAUGGAAAAAGCAGCUUGCCGGAAGCUGCUGGAAGUGCUGGAUCCUUUACUCGACCCCGUACAGGUGAAAGGGACCAGGAGCACGUCGGUGCUGUUCGAUGCAUGCAAGCUCGUAGAUGACCUAAACAAGUCGAAGAUGAGCAGGCCGUGGAUCGUCAUCAGUGCCGUGUGGGUGGAGAUGUUGUGCCAUGCGGCCAGCAGCUGCAACUCUUAUGCUCACGCCAAGCAGCUGAGCCAGGGAGGAGAGCUCCUCACCCAUGUCUGGUUACUCAUGGCUCACAUGGGAAUUGCUGAACAAUACAGGAUCGAAGGAGGCGAUGCCAGAGCAAAAUUUGUAGUCGAGAUCUAAUCACAAGAACCAGAAAUUUAGAAUCGCUCCAAUUAAAUCCCGCGUAAUCCAAGAAUUUAGACCGCUCUCUCGUCCUUCCCUUCUCUUCUGAUUUCAUCGCAUAAAAAACGGUGUCAUGUACCCAUGAAAAAUUGCAGAGGUGAUGUAAUCUCUCACAAACCUCUCCUGUGAUGAUCCAGUUCAACACAAUAGUACUUAAUCAUUAUGUA